Messenger RNA from Paraphaeosphaeria sporulosa, 1988 nucleotides. RefSeq names its product siderophore iron transporter-like protein mirB. The transcript has 3 exons. Gene Ontology annotation, biological process: transmembrane transport. The record is from RefSeq and is a predicted model, not a curated record. Lineage: Eukaryota; Fungi; Ascomycota; Dothideomycetes; Pleosporales; Didymosphaeriaceae. Gene Ontology annotation, molecular function: transmembrane transporter activity. Bases 172 to 1950 code for a protein of 592 amino acids.
CGGAUGUUCUAGGUGCAAAAAUUUUCAUACGUUCUUGUCGUAUUCGUGUGGACGGACAUUUGGUUGGACGCAUAUAUAGGCAUGUUGAACGAACUCGUUUCCCUCACGUCGCACCUCUGAACUUCGUCUUCACCCUGCAGAGUCAAUCGACAGCAAUCAUAUUCGUUCACCAUGAGCCUCACGGUUGAAGCACCGCAGCUGACGGCUACCGUUAGACGCGUCCCACCCAUAGUAGACAUUGAAAAGAGUGGUCAUUCCGACAUCACGCCUUCUGAGAGCAGUGGCGUGCGAGAGGACCACGGGUCCGAAGACUUCCAACAAGGCGUCGAGCGCGUGCGCGCAAUCACAGCCAUAUGGAGCAAAACCACACUCAUCAGCAUGUUCAUCCUACUGUAUCUCAUCCACUUCAUCGACAUGUUUCAGAAUUACGUCGAUUCGGCUCUUAACCCCUACAUAACAUCAUCCUUUGAUAAGCACGGGCUGCUCAACGUUGGUAACGUUAUAUCUACCGCGUUAGGGGGUUGCAUUCCUCUUGCAACAGCCAAAGCUAUCGAUAUUUGGGGGCGGGUAGAGGGUUUUGUGUUCAUGCUUGUUGUCUCUGUCGUCGGCAUGAUCAUGAAAGCCGUCUGCCAAAACAUGGAGACAUACAUCGCAGCUCAUGUACUGUACUGGACUGGUCAUAUCGGGGUUAUCUACGUGGUCGAUGUUAUGUGCGCCGACAUGACAUCACUGAAGAAUCGUAUGAUAAUCUUCGGGAUCAUGGGGACCCCCCGUAUUGUCGCUACUUUUACUGCACCCCGCGUGGCGGCAGCCUUUUUAAGAUACGUCAACUUCCGAUGGGCAUUUGGUGCUUUCGCGAUUAUAUUGGUUGUUUGCAGUCUACCAGCUAUGGGAGUCAUGGUAUUCAUGUACCGUAAAGCUCGCCGAGCUGGUUUAGCCCGAAGAGAACGGUCGGGCCGCAACGUGUUGCAAUCGCUUGCAUUCUACUUCGUGGAGUUCGACAUCUUUGGAAUCCUGCUUCUUAUGUUCGCGUUCUGCCUAUUCAUGCUCCCAUUCACUCUCACAAACUAUGCGCCUAAUGGAUGGAAAACCGGCUACAUCAUCGCAAUGAUCGUGCAGGGCGUCCUCUUAUUUCCCACCUUCGUCGUAUAUGAGCGUUACGUGGCACCGGUCCCAUUCCUGCCAUGGAUGUACCUCAAGGAUCCCACCAUCGUCGGCUCUUGCGUCCUGUACGGAGUCAUGUUCCUGUCGGUAUUUUGCUGGAAUGGGUAUUAUGGUACAUACUUACAAGUUGUCCAUCGUCUGUCUAUCGAGAACGCAAAUUACGUCCUCAAUUCCUUCUCGCUCACCUCAUCGGUAUUUGGGCCCCUCAUCGGAUGGCUUAUCAGUGGCACUGGUAACUUCAAAUGGAUUGCAAUGACUGGUGUCCCGAUCACUCUCCUAGGUACCGGAUUGCUUAUUCCGUUGCGUUCGCCAAGUACAAACCCCGGUGUUCUCGCUUUCAUGCAGAUACUCGUUGGUCUUGGGACGGGGAUAUUCGCGACGUGCGGUCAACUAGCUGUUAUGGCGCCUGUAACCCACCAGCAGAUUGCCGUGGUCAACGCGCUCUGGGGACUUUUUGGAGGCUUUGGCUCUUCGAUCGGGUUUUCCAUUUCAGGCGCCCUCUGGACCAGUAUACUUCCGAAGCAGCUACAUAAACGCUUGCCCGAAGACUCCAAGAAUCGGACUAUGGAGAUUUUCGGUGAUAUUUUAGUGCAGAUGAGCUUUGCUGAUGGGACGCCUGAGCGCGAUGCUGUUGUAGGUGCCUUUGCGCAUACUGAGCGUCUCAUGGUCAUUGCUGGUACCUGCUUUAUUCCGCUAUGUAUCGCAUCUAUCUGGUUUUGGAAGAACAUAAAUGUUAGGAAGGUAGAAGAGGAGACCGGUAAGCAGACGAAAGGGAUGGUUUUCUAGAUAAUAUACCCGUAUUAGGUUCCUCUCCACUAGUAUAC